This is a messenger RNA of Knipowitschia caucasica, 3828 nucleotides long. NCBI's taxonomy places the organism in Eukaryota, Metazoa, Chordata, Actinopteri, Gobiiformes, Gobiidae. The record is from the annotation of a GenBank genome assembly.
AUGGGGGGGGGGGUUUGGGGGGGUGUGGUGUGGUGGAUGGGGUUUGGUGGGGGAUUGGGUUGUUUGGGAGGGGGUUGGGUUGUAUAUUUUGUUUGGUUGUUGGGGUUGGUUGGUUGGGGGUUAGGGGGGGUGGUUGGUUGGUGUGGUGUUAUGGUGUGGGGGUGGUGGGGUGUGGUGUUGUGGGUUGGGGGGGGUGUUGUUUGGUUGUUUAGAUGGUUUGGUGUGGUGUAUGGUUUUGUUUUUGGUGUUAUGGAUUUUGUUUUGGGUGUGGUGGGGGUUUUGGGGGGUUGGGUGGGUUUUGAUGGUGUAGGGGUGGUGGGGGGGUGGGUAUUGGUUUGGGGUGGUUUGAAGAGGUUUGAGUUGUUUGGGUGGGUUGUGUAUUUGAUGGGUUGGUGUUUUUUUUUAGAGUUUUUGUGGUGGGUGGGGGGGUGUGUUGGGGGGGGUUGGGGUUUUUGGGUUUGGUGGUGUGUUAGUUGGGGGUUGUUUGGUUGUUUUGUGUUAGUGGUGUGGGGGUGGUUUGGUGAUUGGGGUGGGUUGGGGUUGGUGGGUUUGGUUGGGUGUUUGGGGGUUGGGUUUGAUUGUGGGGGUUUAUUAUUUGUUGGGGGUUUUUGGGAGGGGUUUUUUGUGGAUGUUGGAGAUUUUGGUGGGGUGGUUUUGGGGUUAUUGGAUUGGGGGGGGAAUUGUGUGGUGUUGGUUUGGGUGGGUGGGGUGGUGGGUGGUUGGGGGGUAUUAUUUUGUUUGUGUUUUGGGGGGGGGGGGGGGGGGGGGGGGGAUGGUGGGGUGGGUGUUGGUGUUGUUGGGGGGGGUGGGUGGGUGAUUGUGGGGUGGGGUGAUUGUGGUGUUUUGUGUUGUGUGGGGUUGUUGUGGGUGUGUUGGGGUGGGGUGUUGUUGUGUGGUGUGGGGUGGGGUGUUGUUGGUGGUUGUGGGUAUUUUGGGGGUUGGGUGUUGUUGUUGGGGGUAGUUGGUGUGUGGGGGGGGUGGUGGGGUGGGGUGUGUGUGUUGUUGGGUUUGGGUUUUGGUUGGGGGUUUGUUGGGUGGUGUGGUGUGUGGGGGUUGUUUUGGGUUUGUUUGUUUUGUUGGGUGGUUUUUUUUGGUUUGAUUUUUGGUUUUUGGUUUGUGUGUUGGGUUUGUUUGUGGGGUUUGGUGUUGAUGGGGUGUUAUGGUUGUUUUUUAGUGGUUAUGGGGGGGUUUAUGGGUUUUGGGUUAGUUGUGGGUGGUGUUUUGGGGUGUGGUGUUUGUUGUUUUGGUGUAUGGUUGGGGUUGGGCUUGAUUUGGGGUUUUGGUGUGUUUUGUUGUGGUGUGUGGGAUUUGUGGGUGGGUUGGUGGUUUGGGUGGGGGAAGUUUGGUUUUGGGUGGGGUGUUGGUUGUUUUUUUGGUGUUGUGUUUGUGUUUAUGUGUGUUUAUGUGAAGGGAGGGGUGUUUGGGAAGGUGUUGUGGAUUUAUGGUUUUGGGGGGUGGGGGGGGUGUGGUUUGUGUUUGGUGGGUGGUUGUGUUGGGGGUUGUGUGGUUGUUGGUGUUUUGGUGUUGGGGAUGUUUGUGUGUGUGUUGAGGGGGUUUGGGGGUUGUUGUGGUGUUGGUUUUGGUUUGGUGGUGGUUGUUGGUUGGGGGUUGGGGUUUGAGUGUUGGGGGUUUGGAUGGUGGGGUGGGUGGGGGGGUGUUGUGGGGGGUUGUGGAGUUUUUGGGGUGGUGGGGUGUUUUUUUGGGGAGGUGGUUGUGGUUAGUGGUUUUGGGGGGUGUUAUGUGGGUGGUGGGUUUGUUUGUUGGGGUGGGGUGGUGUGGUGGGUGGUGGUUGUGUGUUGGUUAUUUGGGUUGUUAUUGGGGGGUGGGUUUGUGUGUUUGUUGUUUGGUGGGUGUUGUGUUUUGGUUGUUGUGAGGUGGUGUGUGUUGUGGUGUUGGGGUGGUUUUGGGGGUUUGGUUGAGGUUGGGGGAUGGAGUGUUGUUGGUUUGGUUUUUGUGGUGGUUUGUGUUGGUUGGGGUUAUGGUUGUGGGGGGUGUUGUUGUGGGUUUGGUGUUUUUUUUGGUUGUUUAGUUGGGGGGUUGGGGUGGAUGGGGUGUGUGUUGGGGUUUUUGUUGGUUGUGUUGUUAAUGUUGGUUGGGUUAUGUUUUGGGGUGUUGGGGUGGGGUGGGGGGUGGGGUUGGGGGUUUGGGGGGGGUUUGAGGUUGAUGUGGAUUAAUGGUGAGGGGGUUUGUUUUUUUUUGGGUGUGUUUUGUUUUUGGGAGUGUUUUUGGGAUUGGAAUUGUUUGGGGGUGGUUUGUUUGGGUGGUUUUUGGGGGGUGGUGGGUUUUUGGGGGGGGGUGGGGUGGUUGGGGUGGGUGGUUUUGAGGAUGUGUGUGUUGGGGUGUGGGGGGGGUGGGUUGGGGUGGGGGUGGGGGGUUGGGGGGGGUGUGGGUUUGGUUGGUGUGGUUGUUGGGGGGUUUGUGUGUGUGUUGGUUUAUGUUUGUGUGUGGGGUGGGGGUGUUUUGGGUGAUGGGUGGGGUGGGGGUGGUGUGGGGUUGGUGGGUUUUGUUUUUUGGGGGGGUGUGUGUGGUGUGUGUUGUGGUUGGUGUUUGUGGGGGGGGGUGGUGGGGUUGGGGGGGGUGGUGUUGUGGGUGGGGGUGGGGUGGGGGGGUUGGUUGGUUGUGUGUUUGAGGUGGUGUUUGGGUGUUUGGGGUUGGGGGGAUGUGGGGGUGGUGUGGGGUGGGGGGUGGGGUGUUGGUUUUUGUGUUAUGGUUUUUGUUGGGGAUGUGGUUGUGUGUGUGUUGUUGGUUUUGAUUUGGGGGGUGUUGGGUUUGUUGUGGUGUGUGGUGGUUUUUUGUGUGGGGGUGGGUGGGUGUGGUGGUUUUGGUGGGUGUGGGGGGUGGUGGUGGGUUGGGGGUUGUGUUGGGUGGGGGGUGGGGUGUGUUGUGGGGGGGUGUGGUGGUGUGUGGGGUGGUGGUUGGGUGGUUUGUGUGGGGGGGGGUGUGUUUUUUUUUUUUUUUAUUUUUUUUUUUUUUUUUUGUUGGGGUGUUUUGUGUGGUGGGUGGUGUGGUGGGGGUGGGGGUGUUUGGUGUGUGGUUGGGGGGUGUUGUGGGGGGUGGGUGGGUUGUGUGGUGUUGUGGUGGGGGGGGGGGGGGGGGGUGGGGGUGGGUUGGUGUGUGGUGGGGGGGGUGGUGUGUUUGGGUGGGGUGUGGGGGGGUGGGGGUUUGGUGAGGGGGGGGGUUGGGUGGGGGGGUUUGUGGGUGGGGGAGGGGGGUUGGGGUGGGUUGUUGGGGGGGGGGUGGUUGGUUUUUGUGUUGGUAGUGGGGUUUUUGGGGGUUGUGUGUGUGGGUUGGUUGGGGGUGGUUGUGGGGGGUGGUUGGGGGGUGGGGUUUGGUUGGGGAGUGGGGGUGGGUGGGUGUGUGUGGUUUUGGGGUGUUUUGGUGGGGUUGGUUUUUGGGUGGUUUUUGUUGUUUUUUUGUGGGUGUUGUGGUGGAUUGGGGUAUGGGGUGGGUGUGUGUUUGGGUGUGGGUUUAUGUUGGUUUUUUUUUUGUUGGUUUGGGGGGGUUUGGUGUUUGGUUAGUUGGGUUUGGGGUUGGUGGUUGUUGUUUUGGAGGAAUGUUGGUGGUUGGGGGGUUGUUGGUUUGUGGGUUUGUUGGGGGUUGUUGGUGUUGGUUGGUUUUUGGGUUGGGGUGGGUGGUUGUUGUGGUGUUUUUGGGGUGUUGGGGGUGGUGGGUGGUUUGGGAUUUGUGGUUAGGGUUGUGUGUUGGUGGUGUUGUGGUUUGUGGAGGGUUUGGGGGGGGGGGGGGGGUGGGGGGGUUUGUGGUGUGUGGUGGUGGGUUUUUUGUGGGUUGGGGGGGUGGAUUUUUGGUUGUGGGGAGGGGGGGUUAUGA